AAUGCAGACUGUGCUUCUUCCCAGCUUUCAGUUUCUGUGAUUCAAACGUGCGCAGACAAACUUGAGUCCUUUGUUUGUGGGGUUCUGACAUCUUGUAUUUUGGAUGGAGAUGCUGAUGGGAGUGAGCUCAGAGAAUUUUACCAUUAUAUCAUUUUUAAAUUUUUUGGGUGUGCUCCUCAGAUGCUUCUUGCUGUCAUUCCAAAUUUGACUCAAGAGUUAUUGACUGAUCAGGUUGAUGUGCAACUAAAAGCUGUUAAUUUGAUUGGAAAACUUUUCACACUGCCUGAUCACCAUAGUGCACAAAGGUAUCAUGACCAAUCCCUCUGGGGCAGAAUCACAAGAAGUUCUCCCUGCCCUUGAAAGUCGACUUCUAGAUUUUGAUGAUAGAGUGAGAACACAAGCAGUAGUUGUUGCCUGUGAUCUUGCCAUGUCUAAUAUGAUAUGCUUUCCUCCCAAAAUAAUAUCUCAGACCACUGAAAGACUUCUGGACAAGAAGAUACCUAUUAGAAAGAAAGCUCUGCAGAAGUUGAUGGAAGCAUAUCGAGAUUAUUGUAACAAAUGCUUUGAAGGCAACAUGACGAUAAGUGACCACUUUGAACAGAUUCCAUGUUAAAUAUUGAUGCUAUGCUUUGAUAAAGAUUGUAUGGAUUUCAGGUCCCAAAAUAUGGAGCUUGUUCUUGCAGAAGAUCUAUUUCCAGCUGUUCUUUCAGUUGAGGAAAUUACAAGGCACUGGAUCCACUUGUUCUCUCUUUUCACCCUGCUUCAUACGAAGGCUUUGAACUCUAUUUUAUUUCAGAAACAAAGGUUGCAAAAUGAGAUGCAAACUUAUUUGGCCAAUCGAAAGAACGAGAAGUGAAAUCCACCACUUUGUGGAGAUGGCUUGUCUGGAGGGGACUCGCGUUCAGUCAAAAUAUGCUGUUUCAGCAAUUGCUGCUUUAAUUGAUAAUUCGAAGCAAUUCAUUUUCCAAGAUCUAUGUAAGACAUAUGGCCUGAAAACACUUGUCAAGAGCUUCUUGCCACACCGGGGAACUCACACCAAACAGCAAAUUAAUGAGCUCAAGGACAACUAAACGGCAAAUUAAUGAGCUCUGUGGCAUUUUGUCCACAAUGCUGCAAAAGGGAGAAACUGCAGAGGGUAUCACCUCAGGACUUCUGCUAAAUAUGGGAAGAGGGAUGCUUUGGAAACUUUGACGUUCAGAAAGGAGAUUCUCAACUGUUUGUUUAGGCUUUUAUUUGAAAGUGAUAAGGCUUGUAUUAGAUUAGCUGCUGCAAAGUCUGUUCUCCGGCUUGCUCAAAGAUGGGAUUUCCAUAUUUCUCCAGAGAUUUUUCACUUUAUAAUUUUAAGGGCAAAGGAUGACUCAUCAUUGGUGAGAAGAUCACUUCUUGAUAAAACACACAAAUUACUGAAGGAGCAUGCCAUACCUAGCAGAUAUGCAAGUGCUUUCGCAAUGGCCACCUCAGAUUGCCUCAAGGAUCUGCAGGAUGAUUCGUCAAAAUAUAUUGCAGAAUUUGUCAAGGAUUACAGUAGAGAAGCUCAAGUGCGUCAAAUCUCUGGAGUCCAAGAAGGAUUAAACACUGAUUUUCCAGCAUACAUAGUGGUGGCCAAUUGUCUUGAUCGUGGGAUAUUAUUGAGAAACAGGAAUCCAUGUUAUCAAAAGAUUUCCUGCGAUUAUUUCUAGUAUGGAAUGAGUCAAUCAUCCACUCUGGUAUCUUAUUGAACAAAAAUGGUGAUAUUGUUCCUCCAUUGAUCAAGAAUUUUGAUUUUUGGGAAGUAUCAUGAUCAUCCAAUAAGAAGUGUUUCAAUUUUUUUCAAAUGAAAGAUUUGAAGACCUAUUGAUUCUAACAACUGAUUGCAAGACCUUUCAAUUCAUAGAUGUGGAUCUCGGACCUAUGAAUGGGGAUGUUCCCAAAACUCACAAAAAAAAAAGGAAGUGAGUUAGACAAAAAGAGAAGAAACGUGGACAAAAAAAGAAGUAACUUGGACAAAAAGAUUUAUCCAUAUUCUUGCUCAUGAUACAGGCUUCCCACCUGACGACUGUCAAGAUGAAAAUGCAUAUGCUCAGUUUUGCAGUCCACUGUUAGUUUUAUUGCAGGCUUUCGUCAAUGCCAGUAAUGCUGCUGGUACUCUGGAUAUUACCAAGGAUUCUGUCUUGUAUUUGAUUUUCAUUUUCCAUGCAAUUAAGAGGGCUGAGGAUGCUAUAGACGUUGAACUAACUGGUAAGCUGCAUAUUCUGGCAGAAAUUGGGAACUCUUUUGUGACGUUAACAAAUCAUAAUGGCAUCUCCGCAUCACAUGCUCCUGGGAAAGUUUUUCUACCAUCAUCCUUAUAUAAAUCCAAUUCAAGAUGCCUCAAUCAAUCAUGUUUUGCCUGCCAGUGCUCUUCCUAGACGUGGGCGUAAGUGUCAAGAGGAUAGCACACAAUCCAGUGUUUUCAAGGACAACAAACUUAUCUUAACAUCUUCCAAGAUAGUUAAUUUGUCCAGUGAUGGGGGAGCUGAACCCCGGAAGGCUGAGAAACAAGGCACCAGUACAGGAGGACGUAGGAGAAAACGAGAUCUCUCUCCAAGUGAUUCUGUUAAUGAUUACCAGAAUGGUGUAUCCAAAAAAUCUGGGAUUACUUUGGAAAAAGAAAUACUUUCAUCUUGUGAUUCUGUAGCUACAAUCUGUGGAUCAAAUGUCUCAGUCCAGAAUUUGAAAAAAAAUAACAUUCGAUUGAUGGAAAAUGUUAAUGUGAAAAGAAACAUUAACGUGGAACAUUCCAAUCACCCCAGAACGAAGCUAAGGGGCCCUUGCAGCUGGAAAGAAAUUAGUGAGAAGGAUGAGGCAUUGAUUGGGCAAAGGAUCAAAUUUUUGUCUCCAGUAGAUAAAUGUUUUUAUCCAGGUACAGUGGAUGGUUAUAACACUCAAAACAAUACGUACAAGCAGAAACGAAAGGUGGGGAAAAAAGCCUCUGUGGACACAUCGGCAUCAGAAGUUACCAAUGCAAAUGAGGAUGCUGUAAGGCUUGCAUUGUAUUUUCGUUGUUAUCAUUACAUUUUGCUCUUAUACAUUGACAUAUCAAGUCGAAUAAUUUCUUUGCAGUACCGUUGUUUCUUUGCAGCCCAAGAAAAUUUCAUUCCUUGUAUGUUUGUGUUUAUUGACAUAUAUCCCUGGUUAUGUGUUUCGCUAUUUUUGUUUGAUUACUUUGUUCAGGUGGCUAGAAGAACUUGAAGACAAAAGAAACUAAUUUAGCUAUGAUUAUAUUUUAUUAUGAGCUAUAUACUGCAUCCUGCACUUGAGUGCUUGAAAACAGCAACAUCCCUAACUUAAAAAUCAGUCUAGUUGAGAGGUCGGGGGCAGAUCAUGCCAAGGAAUCUCUGGUGCUUUCAGUCCGGCAGAAAGUUCCCGCAGGUCAUCCCAGAGUUUGCACCCCUUGCCGUUGUAAGUAAUCACUCUAGAUGUCAGUGUUGUAUAUAUUCUUCCUUAACAAGCAAGCAACAUCGGAACAGUUUGAAUGCGUAAAUACACAUCUACGAGUCAUCUUGCUAAUGAAACGCUGUAGUAGUUAGAAACGGGUAUGUGUUCUUCUAAUGCUAGUUGAGAGGCAAGAACAGAUUCUCACACAUAUUUGUACUUUUCAGAAGUAGAAUGAUAAUUUAAGACAA
Messenger RNA from Malus domestica (apple), 3644 nucleotides. Lineage: Eukaryota; Viridiplantae; Streptophyta; Magnoliopsida; Rosales; Rosaceae. The record is from RefSeq and is a predicted model, not a curated record.